Messenger RNA from Carassius auratus (goldfish), 8616 nucleotides. RefSeq names its product zinc finger and BTB domain-containing protein 7A-like. Gene Ontology annotation, molecular function: RNA polymerase II cis-regulatory region sequence-specific DNA binding; protein binding; DNA-binding transcription factor activity, RNA polymerase II-specific. The transcript is spliced from 4 exons. The record is from RefSeq and is a predicted model, not a curated record. Gene Ontology annotation, biological process: regulation of transcription by RNA polymerase II. Lineage: Eukaryota; Metazoa; Chordata; Actinopteri; Cypriniformes; Cyprinidae. Bases 729 to 2489 code for a protein of 586 amino acids.
UGCUAGCAGCACACAGUAGUGUAUAAUUCAGCUCUGAAUGCUUACGUUGAAGCAAGCUCUCAGAUGUGGGGGUGGCAAGAGCUAACAGUUUGGGACUUGUAGUCCUUAGCAGUGGCCUAGAAGCAGGUGAAGUCAUACUUAAGGACUGCGCUUCCCAGAGUGCCUUGCCCUUGGCCAUUCAGGAAAGGGAACAGCCGGUAGCCUAUCCUAGUGGGGAGGUGUGGUGAUUGAGUAGCCGGCAAGCCUAUCGCAGAGGGGGAAGUGAAGCCAGAGCAGUGGGCUGAAAAUAGAGUGGGGGAGUUGGUAGGUGUCUGCCUGAGUGGGAUCAGGCAAGGGCUUGCCUGUGUAACUAGGGCUACUCGGAAGUUUCCUGUCUGCAGUUGCUCCGGACCAGAGCCCUGCCCAGGCACGCAGGCAGGCAGGCAGAGGGAGACUGAGCUGACCCACAGGGAAACAAAAUUCUGGCCGGCCGGUAAGAGCUCCAAAUGCACUCUCACUCUCUCUGGUGUCUGAGACGGGAAAGGCAAGCUAGAAGAGAAAUAGUGGAAUAUUUAAAGGGGAAAGAGAGGGACUUGGCUUGAUUAAGUUCAGAGCGCUUGACCCACUUGCAGAUGGCAUAGAGAUGGAAAACGGAGGCCUGCUGUAUUAAGACAGGCAGACGGACAGACGGCAGGACGGACGAACGGGUGGCGGCUGCGAUUGGCGGCUCGGCGGCAGGCUGGUGGAAAAUGUCGUCGGGAGCAGGUGGGCGGGGAAGACGUGAGGGGAGGGCCUGUGGGGGUGCAGGCGAGGUAGAGGAAGGACCAGUGGGCAUCCCCUUCCCCGAGCACAGUGCUGACCUGCUGGGCAGUCUCAAUCGCCAACGGCUAAGUGGGCUACUGUGUGAUGUGCUAAUAGUGGCUCAAGAGAGAGAAUUCCCUGCCCACCGCUCCGUGUUGGCUUCCUGCAGCACCUACUUCCACAAGCUUUUCACCUCGGGCAUGGCUGCUGACCGCCAGAAAGUUUAUGCGCUGGACUUUGUGCGGCCUGAGGCACUGGCCGCCCUUUUGGACUUUGCCUACACGGCCACACUCACAGUCAGCCGCAACAGUGUGGUUGACAUCUUAAGCGCCGCCCGUGUGCUGGAGAUCUCACCCGUUCAAGACGUCUGCACACACUUGCUGGACACCAAAGUGCUCUCCCCGCCGGCGGGUAGUGAGCAAGAAGAAGAACAGGAAGAGGAGGAACUAGGAAAGAAUGGAAAAGAGCAGAGCAUCCGGCUGCGUGCCCGUGAGUACUUGGAGUUCUUCCAGAGGGGGGCGCAUUGGGAUAGCAGCUGCAGCACGCCAGAGCUCAGGGACCUGCCUGCACACCUGCACUUUAGCCAUCGCAAUGGUGCUGACAGCAAUGGCACACCCAUCGGCCCUGCUGACUACUACUCCUCACUGGCCCAAGCCCUAUCACGGCCACCUCGUGAACGCGAAGACGAGAUUGUGGAUGAGGAGUGCCAGGAUGGACCUUCAGUUCUAGCUCGAGGGAAAGGUGCACAGGCUGUGAUGUCCAUUUAUGCGCCAACUCAGAAUGGACAUUACUACCUCCAUCAGACAGAGCCCAAAUCAGAGAUAAAGGUGGAGGGGACAGGUGAGUGUGAGCCUGAACAAGGCCCAGCCAGUGCUUUGCUACAACAGAUGAUGGACUCCUUGGAGCGGAAAAGGGAACUGGCCACAAAAGGUGGUGGAGGUGAGGAGGAUGGACCGGAGGGUGAAGAGCCGGAUGUGGAGUUUUACUUGAAGUACUUUAACAGUGUGCAGCAGGAGGAAGCCACCAGUGCCCCCAUGUCUCCAAGUUUGCUACCACUGUGGUCAGUAAGGGGCAACGGAGGUGGAAAUCAAGCGACUGGAGGGGGAAACAGCAGUGAGAGGAAGAUGCGGUCUAAGGCCUUUCAGAAGUGCCCUAUCUGCUCCAAGGUCAUCCAAGGCGCAGGCAAGCUUCCACGCCACAUCCGUACACACACAGGAGAAAAGCCCUACGAGUGCGCCAUCUGCAAAGUGCGAUUCACCAGGCAGGACAAGCUAAAGGUUCACAUGCGCAAGCAUACAGGAGAGAAGCCUUACCUGUGUACUCAGUGUGGUGCCGCCUUUGCCCACAACUACGACCUGAAGAAUCACAUGCGUGUGCACACGGGCUUGCGCCCCUACCAGUGCUCCAGCUGUUUUAAAACCUUCGUGCGCUCGGACCACCUCCACCGUCAUCUCAAGAAAGACGGCUGCAACGGCAUCCCUUCCCGUCGAGGCCGCAAGCCACGCAUACGAGAUACUGAGCUCCCGGAAGGUCCUAUGGAACUUCAUGGCCCAGAAGCAGACAUUGAGAGAGGUCGGCGGCAUCCGGACAGGGGCACUGGAACAUCAGUCAUGGAGGAAAAUCACGGUAGUCACACGCACAGUCCGGCUGCUGAUGGGGAAGGUAGUGAAGAUUUGACCUCGGGACUAAGGAACUCUGUAACAUCAUGAAUCAAACUUCAUCAGAGAGGGCUUAACUCAAAAACAAGAGGAAGAAUGAAACAGAAAAAAAAGAAAAGAAAAAAAAAACUUAAAACUACAUGGUCCUCUUUAAAAAAACAAAUCAGGGUGGCACGCAAAUCUAACCUUCUAGUUUCUUUUUCCUCCUUUUUUAGCUUCUGCAUUCCACAUAGUGACCACCAAGUUACUGGUUGGUUGGAAGAGCGAAGAGCACUUAAAAUCACUCACCCGUGCUGUCACCAUCUUUCUGGGUCUUUUUCUUUGUGUUUUUGUAACAUAAUGGCAUAGCCAUGUGCGUACGAGAAAAAGCUACUAUGCAGAUUAAACAAGCUCCUCAUCUCUGGGUUGCAUCUACAAGGCCUUGUCUUAAAAAGUAAGGUGUCAAACACCAGGCUGACUGCUGCUUCAACAGGUUAGCUUUGAAUGCUCUAAGAUGUGAUCAACGCAACCAAUAGAUCUCUUUUUCUAAUGCAAUGAGCAACAUGUACAUACACUAUAGAAAAAUUUAUUGUCUAAAAUUGCAAUAUAUGCAAUAUUCUGAUGCAGCACCUUUUUUCUAAAUGGUCCAGAAAGAAUUGGACAGGGGUUUGAUUUAAAGUGUUACUUUCUCUAUAAAAUGUUUUUUGAGAGUUUAUCUUUUCGCUGUGUUCUCUACAAGGGGAGAUUUUGUUAAUUUGUUUCUGGCAGAGAGAGGGUAAGACAAGGUAUGAGGUCCUGUGUUUCUAAAGCACUACCUUCAUCUGAUCGCCAUUGGGCACAAACAUGUUAAAUCUAACCAGGCCUGCUUUUCCUUAUUACCAGUCUUUCGUUAUAUUCUCUCUGAUUUUGGGGAUUGUCUUAAUAUUUUGUCAUUUGAUUUUUUUCUUGUCCUUUGAGUUGACUAUUUUGGGUACUUGACACUUUAUAUUUGUAUGCGUGUGUGUAUAUUAGGUUGUAAUCUUAUGAGACCCUUUAUUAGACAUAUAUUGUGGAUAGAUAGGGUAACAUCUUCCUUCAGCUUCACUCCAGGUUUCUCACUGCAUUAAGUUUGCAGGGGGAAAUAUGCUGUUUGAUGUUUAAGAGCAUUAUAAUUGAGAAACCCAUUUUUUCCUAAUGUGCAUUUGAUGGAACCCAGAAGUUUCAGUCCAAAGUAUGAAUUGUGAUAAAUGUGCUUCAUUUCGAGACUUUCUGUUGGAGAGUGAAACUGUGUGCAACAGAUGAGUGAGGGCACUGUUAUACAAACGGCUGGUGAACAACUUAAGCAGGGAAUUUUUUAUUUGUUUGUUUGUUUUAGCGACAGAAGGAGAGAUUAAGAGUGAAAACCUUUUUUUAUGCAUUUGCACAGCUUUACUAAAGAUAUCCAACAUGGAUAAAGAAAUAUCUAUUUAAAAAGGCAGUUUAGGUUGGGGAGACACAAAGAGCUUAUUUAAUUUCUUUUACCAAGGGACCACAGAAAAAGAAAUCUGAAACAACCUGAGUGAUAAGAUGAGCAAUAAAUUAGUGUCCAAUUCCAAAUAAGCACUCAGCUGUAGUAGAGUAAGAAGGAGGGAGUUUUUAGUGUGUGAAAUGUGAGCAUCAUUAAUGAAUGCAAUGUAUAUAGAUACAAAAUGGGAUCAGUUAUAAAAACUAUCGCUUUUCUCACAAUGCAAAUGACUGGCUGAAGUUUUGGGAAAAAAAAAGUGUCCUGAAAACGGCGACCUUUAUUUUAAAGUAAUAUAUGCUUCCUUGUGCUGGUGAAAAAGGGUGCAGCAACAUCCUAUGGCUACAUCAGAGCAGGAUGACUCACUGAGAGGGGCCUGGAGCAUCAGCAGGCACUUUGUGGGCACGUUGAGACAGGCUCUCCCCAAAAUCCAGCAGAGUGGGUGCUUUGGUUAAGUCAGGACUCUCAUUUAAAUAAGGCAUCUGUGAGGACAAGAGAAAAGGUGGAGCCGAUGAAAUGGCACAUUUGAAAGAAACAUCCUUGGCGCAUGCUUUCUAAAAGCAGAAUGUGAUCCUUGCUAAAUCUUUAAAGUGGAUCUCAGUGUGUACAAUGGCUGUGGUUACAGCUGUGGAUGCACAGUUUUGAUUCAUGGUGAAUUAGAAGAUUUAAUUUUGUGGCACCAUUCCUUCUGCAGUGCUGUACCAUUUAUCGGCCUUUUGCACCUUAAGAAAGAAGCAAGAUUUGAAUGCACUUUGUUACUGAGAAGGGCACUUUCAAGUCAAAAGGAACAUAUAUAUAUAUAUAUAUAUAUAUAUAUAUAUAUAUAUAUAUAUAUAUAAUAUGAAAGAAUAAUGAUUAAUUGCACUUAAAGCUGAUUGAAAAGUUAUUUUGUCUUCAUACAGAAGAGCGUAAGGUGUGGCAGCAUCUACAGGGAUUUAUGACAAUUAUCUACAACCACAUACUCCUCCUGUUUAGUUUCUGUCAGUGCAUUGUGAUAUGCUGUGUUUCGCUGGUCAAGUGUAGUGCUCACUUUAAAUUUGUUGUUGAAGGCCACACCCUAAGCAACGCAAUACACUUUUGUGUGACUGGACGACCCGGCUGAAUUAAUCCUUCUGGAAAUUCCAGUGUGUGAUCUUUAGUUUUUCACACGCCAAACAGUUAAUAAUACAACACAUGCCUGCAAGGGUGUGUGGUAGCACAUUGACCUAGACCAUCUCUUAUCAACGGUUUCACUCAAUGCCUGUGUUCAUCCCAUACGAAGUUCACAGUAGCUUUUAGAUUUGUUUGUAUGUAUUUGUAUCCGGGAUGUAUUUGUACUUAUGCCACGACCCAAAUUUAUUCUCCCUCGUUAUAGAAGCAGAAGUUAGAGGUAAAAUUGUUGCAGAAAAGCCUACUUGAGUUCCCUUUCUGUCUAUUGUUUUUUUUUUUUUAUAUAUUGAGUGUGCGAGUUUAAAACUUGCAAUUCUUUUAUUUGUUUUAUUGUAAAAUGUAUUGCUGCAGCUUGUUUGUUUUCUAGCAAAGAUUGUGCUAGCUGUGUUUGUGGAGUUUAGGGUUAAAUGGUGGUGGGUGGGAAGGGAAGGGAGGUACAAAGCCUGAUAGCACUGGAAAUGGUGCUUUAGCUAAAAAAAAAAAGAGUUUUUGCACUAAAAGUCACUCAUGUCCUUGUCCUUGGGGGAAGGGGGCUGGAGAACCGGGCAAGGCCUUUGAGUUUCUGUGAACAGAGUCUGUUUAAUCUCCACUUCACUUCUUUAUACUUACAUCUGCAAUUAACUCUUUGAAAACCAAAGAUGGGAAAGACUAGGAAGACUAUUCUUGGCCAUUAGAAGAAAGAGGUGAAUCUUACAUUUUCAACAACAGCAUAAACAAAACCAUUUCCUAGAUGAGUGUAGGUCAUGAAUCCAAAGCAACUUGAACAGAAAUAAGCAGCUUGAGGAAAGACACCGUAUUCAUGGAAUGGCUUAUUUCCAAUGGUUAACAGGAUCAAACCCUAAGCAUCUGUGUCUGUGUAGCAGUUUGGUGGAGUUAUUAGAGGUCUUUGUGAGUUCGCACAGACUCAUUGGCUUGAUCUGGAGGUCCAAAAAGAGUCAGGAGAAGAGUCUUGAAGCUUGACACAUGGAGAAGGAUUUUGGAGAGAAUGUGCCUUAACUUAAAAGGAGAUUGGGAGGAUUGUUUAAAAGAUGGCUUCCAUUCCAGCUUCAGAAACGAUUCUUAAAUAGUUGUUGGUUGAAAUCUAUGUUCUAUUGUGGACAUUUCUUAGAACCAAAAGGUUGCAUAAGAUCUUUGUCCAGAGAUUGUCUAAUACACCUCAAUUUCUAAUUACAACUAGUUAAAAUUUUCUCCAGGUAAAAAGUUGAUUGCAGUGAGGAGAUUCUGUCUUCUUCCAUUUAGCGCUGUUUAUUGCUUCCGCGCCAAUCUUGACUCCACUGACAGACACUACAGCGAGAACAUGUCUCAAAAACAUUUCCAUGACUUUAAGAGCACGAUGUAUGUAAUAUCCAAACAUUAAUCUAUUUGUGUCUUUAUUUGUUUAAUUUAUUGGACAAGGAUGUCAAAAAAACAUUAAAGAUUACAAUGAUAGUGAUAACCGUGAUAAUCAUGGAGUAUAACCUUACAAUUUUAGAUGUUCUGGCUGGGCCGAAGCACAACUAGCUGAGGAUGACAUAAUUCAUGGCUAGAUUUGCAGAGUUGUUCUCACCUGAUCCUCUGCUGUUUGAUGCCCAGCUGGCAUGUUGCACAAGGAGCGGUUCAUGGGCGGUGGGUACUAGUUUGCACAGGUUGGGGAGGGUGGGUAGCAUUUUUGUGCAGUUUGGGCAGAGGAACUAUGUCUUACAAGGGGAGUUUGGAGAGCCUUGUCAGGUAUUGCUGUGCCAUUCUGUAUACCUAAGGAAUUUAUAGCCAUCUACGACUUUGACUGCAUCAGCUGGUUAUGUUUCACUGAUCGAGGAGAUGUUCUGGAGAGCAGAUGUCAGAGUUUGUGGUGGGAGGCAGGGGGAUUUGGGGAUUAUGGGCCAUUGUUUAUGCUUCUCAGGUUAAAUAAUCACUGCAGUCCAUGUCCAUUUUUGUUGUUUGGUUUAAGCUCAAAUUUUGCCUUCUGUGUAAUCAAAGCUUUAUUGUACUGAGAGUACAACCGAAUAUAUAUUAAAGAGUUAUGAAGAUGAUAUCGAAAAGCCAACAACCCAUGUGACCACAACACCCUCAGUUUUGUUUUGUCUAAUAAUUGUACAUUAUUUUAUGGUGUAGAAAAACACCUUUUUUUUUUUUUUACAUUUUAACAUUCUAGAAUGGUGAGUGUUGUAAUGUCUCAGAAUGAGGCCAAGACAGCAGUGAAUUGUGGGAUUGAGACAUUAAGUCUGAGGUCUUCAACAAGUCAAGGAUGCAUUCCAUCACUUCCUCUUAAUAGCUGUUAGAACGAACAGAUGUAGGUAGAUGGAAAAGAGGUGGUUUCUUAAGUCUUAAAGUACUUUCUUAAAGGUUUUUCUCUUUUCAUCUACCCAGAAUGUGCAGGGAAGAAUGUGUGUUGAGCUUCAAAAAGCCAUCAAGCUGAUAGCAGUUCUGUGAUUGUAACAAAAAAGCACUUUGCGAAAGGCCAUCCAGAAUAUUGUGUGCUGUCUCCUUUGAUUAUUACUGUUGUUGUUAUUGUUGUUUUUUUCAUCUUGUUAAUGCAAUUUUUUUGUUAUCUCAUUGUGGGUGUUAUGACUUAUUUAAAUGCAAAAACUACAUGAAAAGAAAAGAAACUUGAACAUGUGAUAUAUUUGGGUUGAAGUCCAUUUGAACUGCCGCCCCGUACCACACACAUCUCUGGAAAACACACGAAACAAGGAAUGCAUAUGUUCAAGUUGUCAUACAUGUUUUCUUUUAACAGUUUUGUACCUUUAAACCCAAAUCUCAUUACAAAGGACUUCACAUUUGCUUAAAGGACAUUUCUUCCUGGGUUUUCAUUGUUCUGCCAUAUGCUUCAUAGACAAAUACAGAAUUUAUAAGAGAGUAAAUCUAGGUUAUUGGUAUUGUUAGGGCAUAACUAUGCCAAACAAUGUCCACUAAAAGGCUGCAGAUAUGCAACUUGCAACCCUGUCCAACGCAGUCAGGUUUGUUCAAUUAUACAACUUUCCGGCGUACGGACAAAAUAUGAUAUCUCUAAGUACUUUCCUUCUCUGUUGUUAGACAGUAAAAUAUUUUCCAUAAUGUUUUUGCAUAAAGUUUAAGAGUUUAUAAGGGACUCACUAUAUACUCUAUUCCGAGCUAACAUCUCUUCACAUUUCUUGCAUCAAAUCUAUAUGCUUAAUUCAUUAUGUGGGUAUUCAGCUGAAUGGACACAACCUCUGCACAGAAAACAAUAAUACAUUUUCAGGCUUUGGGGGCACUUUUGAACACUUACGUUGACUUUGGGGCGGCAGAAAAUUUCCAAUGUCUCAGGCUUGGACAGCAGAACCCCCUUUUUUUCGUUAAUUCUGUAGUUCCUUUCCAUUGUCUGUCAGUGUGUGUUGAAGCUAUUGAGAUGUACAGGAGAAUUUGGGAGAAUUUGCACUUUUGGCGAUGAAAAGAAUUUGUAUUGUAUAUGAGACCACUAAAUCUACAUCGUCUAAAUCAUACAAUUCCAUGUUGUUUUCCAUUUUCAUUUUAUUCUUUUUCUGUUUCAUUUUAUUUUUACAAAAUAUAUCCAAAAAUGUCUGACCUUUUAAGAAAUAAGACAUUUCUAUUAAAAACAGAAUGUUUACAACU